Messenger RNA from Eptesicus fuscus (big brown bat), 1024 nucleotides. It is a transcript of the gene CCDC24, whose product is annotated as coiled-coil domain containing 24. NCBI's taxonomy places the organism in Eukaryota, Metazoa, Chordata, Mammalia, Chiroptera, Vespertilionidae. The coding region runs from base 1 to 936 and encodes 311 amino acids. The transcript has 8 exons. The record is from RefSeq and is a predicted model, not a curated record.
AUGCCUGGGGAGUGCCCGUCGCUUUGGGAACUGGUGGAGGAGCACGUGCCGCUCCCGGAGCGGCCCGAAGUGAAGAGGAUUCUGGGGGAGACGAUGGUGGACCUGAGCCUGGAGCUGCGGGCGGAGGUGGUGAUGUUACAGUCUCUGCUCCGAGAGGCGCGAUCCUCCCGAGCCCCAGCCCCCGGCUCCCGCCCCACCUCUGACCCCUCCUCCCUCCUGGCACCACCGCCCCUGCUGAGAGACCUCGUGCGCCAGGAACUGCGGCAGCUGCUCCAAGGUCUCCGCCAGAAGGCCAUCUAUGAGGGCAGGGACCAGACCCAAGCUUGGGUCCAGUAUAGCCCCAGGGUGCUGCGCUUUGCCUUGGAGGAGCCCAGGUGUGACUUGCCAGCACAGGAGACGUUCCAGAUGCCAGUUGGUGAGCCCAGCAGUCAUAGAGGCCUCAGUCUCAUCAAGGACCGACUGGACAUGUCCAACAUUGACCAGGUUGCCAGACACCUGCGGGGCCUCCUGGAGGAGGAGUGUCACACCUUGGAGAGGGAGAUCCCCGUCCUGCAGCGCCGCCUGGAAGAGGAGUGCACCAGGGCACGCCGGGCCUCUGAAGCAACCCUAGAGCCCACCCUGGCAGAGCUACAGGAACAGAAGGCAGCCAUGCAACAGGAGCUGCAGGCACCGCUGCGGCUCUCCUGUGUCUCCUCCAGCCACAGGCAGCAGCCCGUGGGGCCCUCCAGCCAGGGCCUCCGAUCCUUGCCUCGCCUCCGCGGAGCCGCUGGAGUUUGGGCAAGGCCUCUCCAGUGCCACCUACCUGCUCCUCCUCUGGAACGCAGGCCUCAGGGCCUGGCUGCCACCUGCCGCUGGGGACGGAGGCUCCAGUGCAGCCCCGGGAAAAGGCCAGCUUCCACCUCAGUGUCCAGUGCAGUGCCCCAGGCCCCAUCCUGACAGCUGGUCACCAAGUGGGCUUUGGCUUCGGGAACUCGCCCCACCUGCUGCUGCCACCUCUCAGUUGCCAUGGCCUAGCCUGCUUCAG